AUGUCAGAAACAGAACAGCCUUCAACUUCCGAUGGACUGGAUAUUGGAGAAACGAAAGGAAUCAUAUCAAUGUCUGAAGUAACACGUAAAGUUUUAAUGCCAGUAGAUGGGAGUGAACAUAGUGAAAGAGCAUUCAAUUGGUAUAUGGAUAAUGUUAUGAAGACAACUGAUGGUUUAUAUCUGGUUCAUAUUGUUGAACCCUUAUCACCGGGACUAAAUUACAAUCUUGCAAGUAAAUCUCCCUCUAUUAAAGAUGAUUUUUCAAAACAUCUAAAUUCACUUGUUGAAUCUGGUCGUGCAUUACGUGCUAAAUUUUUUACACGUUGCGAAGAAAAUGGUUUAUCCGCAAGAUUUACAAUACAUGUUGGUACUAAACCAGGUGAAAAUAUUGUACGUAUAGCCAAUGAACAUGGAGUUAAUGUAGUUAUUAUAGGAAAUCGUGGCAUUGGAACAGUGAAAAGAACAUUUUUAGGCAGUGUAAGUGAUUAUGUUUUACAUCAUGUCAAUGUUCCUGUUAUCAUAAUACCACCGCCUAAACAUCCAAAGAAAAAAUAA
Messenger RNA from Schistosoma turkestanicum, 555 nucleotides. The record is from the annotation of a GenBank genome assembly. NCBI's taxonomy places the organism in Eukaryota, Metazoa, Platyhelminthes, Trematoda, Strigeidida, Schistosomatidae.